UGAAAUUCGUGGUGUUGCCAUCUCACAUAUUCAAGACACACAGACACAUAUUCGACAUGCCUUCAUAAACAAUCCCAUACAAACCCGACAGCUAUACAUCGACGAUCACGCGGAUUAUUUUGUUCGGAGCCGAAUUUGCGUUUGAAUGACCCGCUGGCACCGUAUAGUAAAUAUGGCUGUUGCGCAUAUACGACGGCACGCCGACGCAGCCAACUUUGAAUUAGUUUUUCGUUAUCAAAACCGAGAUGUCAACAUUGAUCGUGUGUUCAACUUUCAACGUAGCAUUGGUGAGACCAUCACAUCAACACUAGCUCGAAUCAGAACAAACGUCGAAAAAGAGCAUAAUAAAAAAUUCAAGAAAGCAAAAAAACCGAAGAAGGGUGAAGCUGUUACCACCACAGCCGAUGUCAAUCAAUUCGAAAUUGACUUUUUGAUUGACAAGAAUGAGUCCACAACAUGGUUGGAUGUGUUUGCCAAUGUCGACGACCAUGAAUUCAAGACAACAAAACUAAAAGUAUGUGGCCAGGAAUUUGCAGUCGCAUAUAAUCAUCCGUAUGUGGGUCAGCUCACGAUGCCAACAGUCAUUCUUGUGGGUUUCGAUUGCUAUCCGGCAAAAUUUGAAGUUGUAUUCACCGAACAAGAUAAAUGCCAAUUCGAAUGGUUCAAAGGGUUGACAAAUGAAAAUGAGUCGAAUAUCGUUUGGAGUAAAUGCGAACAGGAGGGAUUCUUCUAUCGAGUUCAACCCAAUGAUUUGCGUCAUAAAUUGAAAUUCGUUUGUACGCCAAAGUCUGACACAAAAGAAGGCCCGAAAGCUGAGAUCAUAUCAAAUUGCCUGGUUGAAGCUGGUCCCGGUUACGAUGCCUUUGAGGAGAAACAAAAAUUCACGCCAACACGACUGGAUGGUUCUCAAUUUCGGGUUGUCUCAUACAAUUUAUUAGCCGAUUACUAUGCGGACAGUGAUUUUUCGCGCAAAGAACUCUUUCCAUACUGUCCACCGUUUGCUCUGGCCAUUGACUAUCGAAAGCAGUUGUUCAUUCGCGAAAUUAUUGGCUAUCAUGCGGAUAUCUGUUGCUUGCAAGAAGUCGACUCGAAGGUGUUUGACUUGGAUUUAAAACUGUGUUUGGGCAACGAUGGAAUGGAUGGAUUAUUACAGAAGAAGGGUGGCACAGCUGAGGGUGUGGCCACAUUCUAUCAUCGUGAUAAAUUUUCCCUCGUCCAUAGCUAUGGAUUCAAUUUGAGUGAAAACAUGACGAAACAGCCAUACUUCCAAGAAUUAUACGAAAAAAUCAAAGACAAUGAAAAACUAUGCGAACGAAUGCUAUCGCUAUCAACGGCACUUCAAGUCACGGUGUUACAAUCAAAAGAAAAUGGACGGUAUUUAAUUGUGGCCAAUACUCAUCUUUAUUUUCAUCCCGAUGCCGAUCACAUCCGCUUACUGCAAAUCGGUUUCUUUAUGUUGUACGUGAAGCACAUCUAUGAGAGCACCAUCGCUGAAUUGAACUUGAGCAAACAACAAAUCUCCAUCAUAUUUUGUGGGGAUUUUAACAGUGUGCCCGAAUGUGGAAUUUAUAAGCUGAUGACGGAGAAACUCGUUCCCAAUGAUUUUAUCGACUUUCAAAGUAAUGCUGAGGAAGCCAUUGUUGGAAUUACACUACAGCAACCGUUUGAUAUCAAAUCGGCCUACAACAAUCCGAAAUACACCAACUUCACCGUUGGCUUUGCUGCAUGUUUGGAUUACAUUUUCUAUGAAACAAACAACUUGCGUGUAUUACAGGCCGUUCCAUUACCAAGCGAUGAAGAGUUAAGGUCAUUGACAGCAAUACCGUCGAUUGUAUUUCCAUCUGAUCACAUUUCAUUGGUUGCAGAUUUCGAGUGGAAUCAUCAAGAAUAAACAUUUUGUUUCAGUAUCAUAGACCCUUUACUGUUGGGCAAUUUGGCAAAUGUGUUUCAUUUUUUUCAAAAAAAUCAUGUAUAUUUCGAUUGAGCUGAUUAACAAUUCUCUUAUUUAUGUGAACUUUGUUCACUAAACAAUAUCAAUUUGUACAACUAAAGAUUAAAAUGGAAUGAAAAAAACUGAUUCUAGUAAAUGAUAGACAAAUAUGAUAACAAUAAUGAAAUAAAAGGAGUAAUAAAUACAAUUCGCUGUAGGAAGCGGCCAAUUCAA
Messenger RNA from Sitodiplosis mosellana (orange wheat blossom midge), 2164 nucleotides. RefSeq names its product 2',5'-phosphodiesterase 12. Gene Ontology annotation, cellular component: mitochondrion. NCBI's taxonomy places the organism in Eukaryota, Metazoa, Arthropoda, Insecta, Diptera, Cecidomyiidae. Gene Ontology annotation, molecular function: 3'-5'-RNA exonuclease activity. The transcript has 6 exons. The coding region runs from base 146 to 1891 and encodes 581 amino acids. Gene Ontology annotation, biological process: nuclear-transcribed mRNA catabolic process, deadenylation-dependent decay. The record is from RefSeq and is a predicted model, not a curated record.